GAGUGGGGACUUGUAGAGUGGGGACUUGUAGAGUGGGGACUUGGUGAGUGGACACCUGCAGAGUGGACAGUGGGGACCUGCAGAGUGGGGACUUGGAGAGUGAGAACCUGGACAGUGGACACUUGGUGAGUGGACACCUGCAGAGUGGGGACUUGUAGAGUGGGGGCCUGCAGAGUGGACACCUGGAGAGUUGGCACCUGAUGAGUGGGGACCUGCAGAGUUGGCACCUGGUGAGUGGGGACUUGUAGAGUAGACACCUGCAGAGUGGACACCUGGGCAGUGGGGACUUGUAGAGUGGACACCUGGUGAGUAGGCACCUGGUGAGUGGACACCUGCAGAGUGGCGACUUGGAGAGUGGGGAGGGGGGGCACCGUAAGGUCACAGGGUACCUUGCGAUAUCAGGGUGUGAGGACAUCCAGAGGACCUGGAGUUUCAAGGCGGGGGGCACACUGCGUGAAGAAGAUACCCGAGUUCUGAGGUUGCGGGGACACAGGGAGGUUGAGGGAGCCUGAGGGCUCGAGGCUGACGGGAGAGGAGGGGGGUGGAGAUCUGUGAACUUGAAUAUGGAUUUUCGAGGCACGGGAUCCGGGGACUGGAAUUUGUGGUCUCGGGGAUAGGAGAUCUGUGGUUCGAAUCGCGAGGCCCCGGCAUCGGUGCCCUGUGGGACCUGAGUGAGGAGACCGUGGAAGUGAAGACGGAGAGACCCGGGUGAGGACAUCCGGUUACCUGCAAAGCUCGGGCGCGAAAGCCCAGAGCCCGUGCUCUCUCGGUUAGAAAGGGACACUUUGGUGGUUGGACAUUGAGAUCUUGCCAAAGCACGUGGGACUUUACUAAACGUGGACCUGGCAUAUGACCUUGGUGGCAAGAGGAACCUAAGCAAGAAGAGUUUGUUCAGAACACCCAGGACCUCAGGAGCGGAAAUACAAAGUUCUGAGGUCAGCAGGCCUGUGCGUGCCGGAGAUACAAAGGCUCUGGAUGAGGAGACCAGGUCCUGGAAGUUUUGAGUUGAGCCCUCCGGCACGUGGUCCAGAGAACGGAGACCUGGAGCCGAGGACACAAGGACCUGGGUACGGGGGCCUGCGACCUUAUUACUCGGGUCAUCUGGGACGCGAGGACGGGAACCUGGUACCUGGAGAUCUGAGGCACGGGGGACCUGUGCCCUGGGGACGGGGCCAGGGACACAGGGACCUGGGACCGGGAACCUGGAACCUGUGUGGAGACCCCCAUGGAGGACGAAACUGGAGCCACCCUUUUGGUGGCCGGACAGCCCAGGCGCAGGCAAGUGGAGGAUGCAAAAUGAAUCGGCACAUGGGGGUCAUGUCCGGUGACAAGGAGCUGAAUGACCUUCUGGACUUCGAGAUGAUGUUCUCUCCACCGGGUGAGCAGUCGCCAUGCGGGCCACAUCCCCGCUGCAGCGGUCUACCUGGAGGUCCCGGGACAGGCGUGAGGACAUCUGCUGCUUCCUGGUGUGUCGGGCAAGAGCAGAGGCCCUCCUUCAUGGCUGAGAGCUGUGAGCAAAGGCGACGACACGGGCAUCCUGUUACCACCGCGGGCACCACCACGAUGCCUGCAGCGGAGAACGCCACUCCACCUCCUCCCUCUGGAUACUGCUCCGGAUUCCCCAGCAAGGCGACUGGGAGAGGCUCUUAUCCUUUGUACGACCGGGAGUGCUGCUCACAGGUGGAAAGAUUUACUGAGUCGGCCGGACAGCUGUGUGCCGCCCCGGCUCUGGGGGGGCGGCUGCCGCCUCCUCCUCUUCAACCCAGGGCACAGGGCACCGCGUUCUUCCCUGCCACGAGGUCGGACGAUGCCCUGCUCCAUCGGAGGCCCCCGCCAAACCCACCGGCCCUCGAUGCUCCAUGUCAGAAGAUUCGCAAAAUUCCGCCGGGCCUCCCUUCCUCUGUGUACGCGCCGGGCUCCGAGGAGUGCAGUCGGGAGGCCCCAGGAUACCCCAGCAAGCCUCCCGGCGCCAGCGCGUAUGGCAGCCCAUACUACAUGCAAGAUGGUGCGCAGGCUUCUGCUGAGUUGUGGGGCCCGUGCAGCGGCCUCGCCCAGCCGGGCGCAUACGGCGGCACGGCCAAUGCCGCUGCCCACAUGAGCCAGCCGCCUGGCUCCUACGGCGUCCUCGGUGCACACGAACGAUUGGGCUACCCGCCCCACAGCGCCGGAGACUCCGCACUGGCGCUACCGCCCAUGGCCCCGUUCCCCCCGCACAGUGGAGCUCCGGGCUACGGGUCCAGCGCGCGGACGCCGACCGGCGGUGGCGGUGAGCCCCUUCCCGCUGAGGCCGCCCGGCACCACGGGAGCAGGGGCAAUGCAGCCGGGGCGACACAGACCGGGGACACCCUGGGCAAGGCACUCGCAUCGAUUUAUUCGCCAGACCACACCAGCAGCGGAUUUCCUUCCAACCCCGCCACGCCGUCCAGCGCCUCCCCACCCGCCACAGGGCGCAGCGCAGGCACGUCCCCCUGGUGUCGGUCGGUGGGGCAGAGUUCAACUUCCCCCGCGUACAAGGGCACCGUCUGCUCGCUGCCUCGCCAGCAGAAGGCCAGCACGGACGGACAGAUCCACCAGGCGCUACAGGAUGCGGCCUGCUUCCUCAAGGACAUCUGUGAGGGCCCCAUGGAAGAGCGCCUGGACCGGCUGGACGACGCCAUCCACGUUCUGCGGCACCACGCUGUGGGCCUCCCACCGUCCGCCGAGCUGCAUGGCAUGCUGGGAGGGCCGCCCUUGUCCGGGCCCGCAGGGGCGGCUGGGUCCGGUGGGCCCGGCGGCCUGGGGCCUGCGUACCGGGGUGGCGGGGCCUCCGCCGGGAUGUCAUCUGGCAAGCACGCCGGCAUGGCCGGGAGCCGCCGUGAUGAGGCCGUGGGGCUGCACCGGGCGCACCAGGCCGUGGCGGAGUCGAUGUCGGGGUCGGCGCCGGAUCUCUCAUCCAUUACCGACAGCUACAGAGGGCUACUGAGCGCGGGCAGCAGCAGCGUGGACGUGAAGUCGGAGGACGAGGCAGAGCGCGACGAGAACGAGCGCGGGGAUGACGAGCACAGCAAGCUGGGCUCACGUGGCAGGGCCAGCACGGACGAGGACCUGCCCCCCGAGGAGCGCGAGGUGAAGGACCGCGAGCGGCGCUUGGCCAACAACGCGCGCGAGCGGAUCCGCGUGCGCGACAUCAACGAGGCCUUCAAGGAGCUGGGCCGCCUGUGCCAGACGUACCUCCGCUCCGACAAGGCGCCCACCAAGCUCGGCAUCCUGCAGCAAGCCGUCAUGGUCAUCACCAGCCUCGAAUCGCAAGUGCGCGAGCGCAACCUGAACCCCAAGUCGGCGUCGCUGAAGCAGCGUGAGGAAGACAAGGCGAUGGCCGCGUCGGUCGAGUCGGCUCUCCUGGGGCUCGUGGGCCUGGGGGACCCCGCCAGCCUCGCCCACAUGUGACGUCGAUCGCCCCGUGGGGUCCCCAGUCAAAGGCCUGGCUUCAAGCACUGCAGCAGCAACAGCGACCCUAACCAGCCCCACUGCCACCAAGGGACCACCAUCCUGAAAUCCCAGGAAGGAACGAAAUUCCACGACUUGCUGCUGCUGUAGGGCAGCACGUGAAGACACCA
Messenger RNA from Lethenteron reissneri (Far Eastern brook lamprey), 3596 nucleotides. RefSeq names its product transcription factor 12-like. Gene Ontology annotation, molecular function: DNA-binding transcription factor activity, RNA polymerase II-specific; protein dimerization activity; RNA polymerase II cis-regulatory region sequence-specific DNA binding. Gene Ontology annotation, cellular component: chromatin; transcription regulator complex. The record is from RefSeq and is a predicted model, not a curated record. Lineage: Eukaryota; Metazoa; Chordata; Hyperoartia; Petromyzontiformes; Petromyzontidae. Gene Ontology annotation, biological process: regulation of transcription by RNA polymerase II.